CUGGCUCACUAUCGCGCCAACCGCACUUUACUGGCGUUACCCGCGGCCGCUACAGACAUGCCGUCACAACCCAACUCCAAUUUGGUGAUAAAGAGGCACAACAUCCGCAUUUGGUGUCAUGAGUGCGACAUGGGUCGACUGCAACGCGUUAUUUGGGAGGGACAAGGCUCGAGAUUGCUCAGCGAAGUGUCCAACCAACCGGUUGUCAAGAAGUUUCUAGAAGCCGUCCCAUACAUUAUGAACAGCAUUAAGGACAUCCACAGCGCAGUUAUUGAAAACGAUUUGGAAGGGUUAAUAAGACUUACAAACGAUCCUGUGCCACCGCAAAUUUUAUCAAGUAUUGAUGCAAAUAACAUGACAGUUUUUCAUAAAGCAGCUGGGCUUGGUCAUGGUGGGAUAUUGAAAUAUAUAAUUGAUAGGUACCCUCAAGGUAUCAAUGCCCUAGAUAAUGAGAACCGGACUCCGUUACAUUAUGCAGCCAUUGUAAAAGAUGAUAAGCAUACCUACAAAACCCUUAUUGAAUUCGGUGCUGAUGAAGGGGCGGUUGACUCAAAAAACAAAACGCCAGCGUAUUACUUAAACAGAAGCAGUGAGAUUGAUAAAAACCACCUUAAAAUUAUACCUGAAGCUCCGAGAACACCCUCUAACUCUUACCCACCAUCUUGGGAUUGGAAAAUAUUAGAUAUUAAAUACUCAGCGGAUCUAAAUAAGAAGGCAAGGAAAAAGAAAUUGAAAAGCUCGUCAGAGAACAUUUCGUCAAAGAACACAUCUAACACUAUUUCAGAAUCAACAGAAUAUAAUAAUAAUAAUAAUAACGCUAUGAAAAAUAGCAGCACACGUGAACUGAUCGAUAGGCUCCCAGAAUUAAAUGAUAGUAAUGAACAAAGUUCAAUUGUAGAAGAGCCAAAUAUAGAAGUAGUGAGCGAAAAUACACAUAGCACAGAGCCGAGUGAUAUGGAAUGUGAAGAUCGUAAAAAUAAUUUAAAUGAUGCUACAGAAUCACAAGAUAUCAAUUUAGGAGUACAAGAAAACAAAAAUGUAUCAGAAAAUGAUACAGAGUUCAGUGUUGCACCUAGCACUCCUGAUAAAUCUGAACAAAUUACUCAAAACGAUAAACUAGUUGACGGAGUAAAUGACAAGCUUACAGACAAAGCAAUGCAUAGUCCCAAUGCUGAAAAUGUUAAAAGUGAAGAAAAUACUGAAUUAAAACUUGAUGAUGACGGCAUGCAGUUAAAUCUUAUACAAGAAAACCCUAAUGCUAAAGAAGGUAAUUUUCAAGAACUCAAUGAUAUUGAUGUCGAAACCAAUGUAAAAAACAUAGCAGAUGAGGAGAGUAAUACUGAACAGCAAUCAGAAAAUCACAUAGAUCAGGGUAACCAUUUAGGAACGGCAGACACAGUCGAAAAUAUAGACAAGAAUUUUCUAUCUGAAUUAAAAACCCAAGAUGAUAAUUUAAAAGAACACCAUUACAUAAACGAAACUAAAGAUCUAAAUAAAGAGAACAAUAGUACUGACAUCCAAACCAUUGUUGAUAAUAUUCGUAAGCCCGAAGAGGAGACAUCGAUCACUUUAGAAAGUGAAGGUAAUAAUAAGUUGAAACACGGUGAAGAUGACGAUGAUGUACAAACACAAGGUGACUCACAAACGGAACACACUGACAUAUACAUAGGUACAAAGGAUACACAAAUUAAUGGAAGUGCUAUAAGAGAUGCAAGAGUCUCUUCUGGCACGACACACGAACUAUAAACAAAAUAAAAUUUACUUAUCAAUUAUAAAGGGUCCCUUACGAGUUAAAUAUUUUUGUUUUAAAAAUUAAGGGGGCGAGAGAUGUAAUACUCACGACAGUCUUAUUGAAGGUAUAGUCUGCAGUGAAGCUGAAACUGAUUCGCAAGAUGCAAGUAUAUCAAUAAAAGGAAAUACAAUUAAUGGAGAGUUAAAUACAGUAGAUACCCAAAUAGACCCAGAGG
Molecule: messenger RNA, 1967 nt
Organism: Leptidea sinapis
Lineage: Eukaryota; Metazoa; Arthropoda; Insecta; Lepidoptera; Pieridae
Exons: 7
Coding region: 58-1746 (562 amino acids)
Molecular function (GO): protein binding
Source: RefSeq, a predicted model, not a curated record